Messenger RNA from Drosophila ficusphila, 3257 nucleotides. It is a transcript of the gene mira, whose product is annotated as myosin-8. The coding region runs from base 373 to 2868 and encodes 831 amino acids. The record is from RefSeq and is a predicted model, not a curated record. Lineage: Eukaryota; Metazoa; Arthropoda; Insecta; Diptera; Drosophilidae. The transcript has a single exon.
UCGCUCCGCCAGCUGAACGCGAUGUCUGCCUCUGCGAUCCUGGACAGAAGUGGAACUCAGUUAGGUUUUGACAGCGGAACGCGUAGGUACAGUGAAACGGGUAGCAACGGGAAAGCGGGUUUAGUGUAGAACAGAACAGACUACGAAGUACAGAAAAAAAAUUUUAAACGAACCACAGACGAUUUGUUAAACAGUUGCAAAUACCAAACCAAAAGUUAAAGUUGUGUUUAUAUUUGAUCGUUGAGUUAUUGUUAUUUAAAAGUUAAACGAGCGUUAUUUAUGAGAAUCUAAGACAAAAUCCAAAGAAUCGAAACAAAGUUAAACGAAAAGUCGCCCCUCCAAAAAACAAAAAAGAAAAACAUAAGUUCGAAGAUGUCUUUCUCGAAGGCCAAAUUGAAGCGUUUCAACGACGUGGAUGUGGCCAUCUGCGGCUCGCCAGCUGCCUCAAACAGCUCGGCGGGAUCGGCGGGCAGUGCCACGCCCACCGCCUCAACGGCGUCAGCUGCUCCGCCCACCGUUCAGCCGGAACGUAAGGAGCAGAUCGAGAAGUUCUUCAAGGAUGCCGUUCGCUUUGCGUCCAGUUCGAAGGAGGCCAAGGAGUUCGCCAUUCCCAAGGAGGACAAGAAGUCCAAGGGAUUGCGUCUCUUCCGCACUCCCUCGUUGCCGCAGCGUCUUCGCUUCCGUCCGACGCCGAGUCACACGGAUGUGGCCAGUGGCACCGGAAGUGGGGCCUCCACAGCAGCUUCGACUCCUCUGCACUCGGCGGCCACGACGCCCGUGAAGGAGGCCAAGUCCGCCAGCCGGUUGAAGGGCAAGGAGGCUCUGCAGUACGAGAUCCGCACCAAGAACGAGCUCAUCGAGAGCCAGUUGAGCCAGCUGGACGUACUGCGUCGCCACGUGGAGCAGCUGAAGGAGGCCGAGGCCAAGUUGCGCGAGGAGCACGAACUGGCCACCGCCAAAACAGACCAGCUCAUCGAAGCGCUGACUGGCGAGAACCUCUCGCACAAGGCACUCAACCAGCAGCUGAGCCAGGAGCACGCUGAUCUCCUCGAGCGCCUGGCCGCCAUGGAGCAGCAGUUGCAGCAGCAGCGCGCAGAGCACGAGAGCCAGGUGGAGAACCUGAUCGCAGAGAGCGAGGCCCUGCGUCUGGCCAACGAGCUGCUGCAGAAGGCCAACGAGGAGCGGGACGUGGUGGAGGAGCAGCUCCAGGCGCAACUCUCUGCUUUGCAGAAGGAUGUAACCCAGGCCAGGGAGCACUGCAGCUUGGAGCAGGCCAAGACAGCCGAGAACAUUGAGCUGGUGGAAAACCUGCAGAAGAGCAACGCCUCCCUGCUGAACGACGUGAUGCAGCUGAAGCAGCAGAUCGAGCAGGAUGCUUUGGCCUACGGCCAGGAGGCGAAGAGCUGCCAGGCGGAGCUGGAGUGCCUGAAGGUGGAGCGAAACACUCUGAAGAACGACCUGGCCAACAAGUGCACGCUGAUCCGUUCACUGCAGGACGAGCUGCUGGACAAGAACUGCGAGAUCGACGCCCAUUGCGAUACCAUCAGGCAGUUGUGCAGGGAGCAGGCUCGCCACGCGGAGCAGCAGCAGGCGGUGGCCAAGGUGCAGCAGCAGGUGGAGAACGAUCUGGAGAGCGCCGUGGAGCGCGAGAAGAGCUACUGGCGCGCCGAGCUGGACAAGCGCCAGAAGCUGGCCGAGAACGAGCUGAUCAAGAUCGAGCUGGAGAAGCAGGACGUGAUGGUCCUGCUCGAAACCACCAACGACAUGCUGCGCCUGCGCGACGAGAAGCUGCAGAAGUGCGAGGAGCAGCUGCGCAACGGCAUCGACUACUACAUCCAGCUGAGCGACGCACUGCAGCAGCAGCUGGUGCAGCUCAAGCAGGACAUGGCCAAGACAAUCACCGAGAAGUACAACUAUCAGCUGACUUUGACCAACACUCGAGCCACCGUCAACAUUCUGAUGGAGCGACUGAAGAAGUCCGAUGCGGAUGUGGAGCAGUUCAAGGCGGAGCUGGAAUCGGUGCAGCUGGCCAAGGGAGCGCUGGAGCAGAGCUACCUCACACUGCAGGCCGAUGCGGAGCAGCUGCGCCAGCAGGUGAACGAGAGCCAGGAGGCGCUGGCCGCAUUGCGAUCCUCGUCGCAGACGCUGCAGAGCGAGGUAUCGUUGAAGGAGUCCCUGCUCCACGAACUGCUCGCCGGCGAGGCGGAGACGUUGGCCAAAUUCAAUCAGAUUGCUAACUCGUUCCAGGAGCGCAUCGACGGCGACGCCCAGCUGGCCCACUACCACGAGCUGCGGCGCAAGGACGAGACGCGCGAGGCCUACAUGGCGGACAUGAAGAAGGCCCUCGACGAGUUCGCCACCGUGCUGCAGUUCGCCCAGCUGGAGCUGGACAACAAGGAGCAGCUGCUGGUGAAGGUGCGCGAGGAGUGCGAACAGCUCAAGCUGGAGAACAUUGCCCUCAAGUCCAAGCAGCCGGCUUCCGCCUCGCUUUUGGGCACUCCCGGCAAGGCCAACCGGUCGAACACCACCGACCUGGAGAAGAUCGAGGACCUGCUCUGCGACACGGAGCUGCGUUCCGACUGCGAGAAGAUCACCUCGUGGCUGCUCAGCUCCGCGGAAAAGUGCGUCCGCCAGGACAGCAGCAACGAGAUCAGCGAGCUCCUGCUCGCCGGCAAAUCCUCGCCGCGUCCCGCUCCCCGCACCCCCAAGGCGGCCGCAUCGCACACCCCGCGCAGUCCGCGCACCCCCCACACGCCCCGCACCCCGCGUUCCGCGGCGAGCACCCCCAAAAAGACGGUGCUCUUCGCCGGCAAGGAGAACGUGCCCAGUCCGCCCCAGAAGCAGGUGCUCAAGGCUCGGAACAUCUAGGCCACCACUUUGUACCAACUACUCUACUCUACUAUUAUAAAUUAUAUACCCUAGCUAAGAUCUGAUUUGAAAUAUACGCACUCACUUUGUAGACAAAACACCUACAACCUCUGAUUAAAUAUUAAUUCGUUUGUUUAUUUGGAAACUUGAUAUAUCUUUGUCGAAAUAUUCCUUCAGUGAACACGGCUAAUUUUUGUUCCUUUCAUUUUUACAAUAUUCCUUCCAUUCUUACAAUAUAUAACAAAAUGUUUUGCAUUUGAUUAUAUGAUACAGUAAUACUGUUUUCACAGAAGAAAAAUAUUUUAUAUUUACGCCUUAAGCGUACAGUUUCUUUGAUAAACAAUAAAACUAAACUGCAUUCUUAAAAGCAGAUAUUUCUUGAUUGUAAA